This is a messenger RNA of Saccharomyces mikatae IFO 1815, 2712 nucleotides long. RefSeq names its product Sok1p (gene SOK1). The record is from RefSeq and is a predicted model, not a curated record. Lineage: Eukaryota; Fungi; Ascomycota; Saccharomycetes; Saccharomycetales; Saccharomycetaceae. The transcript has a single exon. Bases 1 to 2712 code for a protein of 903 amino acids.
AUGGACCAGCCAAGGACCCAUUCAGGACCCACGACGGCCAGCAAUCCUACCCCAAGCUCCACUAACUCGUCAUCUGCUUCUAGCGCGGCUAAGUCAAAGCAAGAAAGAUCCUCUUCGUCAUUAUCCAAAACUUCGUCUGUGGUGCCUUCAAAAGAUUCACCAGAUAGUACUACUAUUGCCAAAACUCAAGUCGCCACUUUGAAGAAUGACAUGAAAUCUAGUGAUUCCAGUACGCUAGAUGGCUCAUCUCAAAAUAUCAUCCCCAAUAGGGCCUCGAUGCAAAAGUAUAUUGACCAAUCGUCUGAUCUUUUGUCGAGGAGUUCAGGCGUAAUAACUCCAUCUAUGUCUUUGAAUGCAAGCACUGCUGCGACCAACAAUGAUAGCAGUGGAAAUUCAGCUAGUGAUAGUAAUCCGAAGAUUCCUAUGGAUAGGGAUAAUACCAUAUUCAAGGCAUUUGACACUAAGACUGGUCAAUUCUUGAAAAACGAUGAUAAUGAAGAGGAAAUAAGGAGAAGUAACAAAGUUGACUCCAUACCCCCAAAGGUUAUUUUUACGAAUAUGAACAAUCCGUCUCCUUCACCACCACCAUCUUCAACACAGCCUCCUUCUGCGUCAGCACCGCAAUUGCCACCGGCAACGGAGCAACACAAACAACAAGCAGCGCAGCAACAACUACCGGGAAAUGCUUCUAACUUUUUAAGAAUUCUUUCAAAUAAGAAGACAAGAUCGCAUUCCGUACCCACUAUUCUGCAUUCUUCUUUAAGAAAAUUAUCAUCUCAUAAUCAAUACUAUCGUAAUCAAAAUAUUCUUCUAAAUCAUCAAACCCCCUCUGGCAUAUCAAAGAAAAAAUUCUGUAGAAACCAUCAUCAACCAUACUUGCAUUCUAAUAAUCCUCUCAGUUCAAACCUCCUUUCAUUAAAGCGCGCCAUCUUUCUAAGUCAGAGAAUAUCCGAUAACACAAGCACUAAUGCUAAUAACGAUAACAUCAGUGACUCUACUGGCAAUCCAAUAACAAAUUCCAACUUUACGUCAAACUCGAACUUUGACUUAACAUUGGAAGAUAGAAUAAACUACAUAAAGGCCACUCCAACACCUGUCCCAUUCCCUCCAAUAAAUCUACAGGGGUUAAAAGAAAUCGAUCUACAAGAGAUUCUAAAAAACCCGCAAUUAAGACAUGAUAUCAUAUUUGACCCGUUAUUGCAAUUCAGGCCAAACCUUGACGGUGAAAGAGGCAAUAAAAAAAGACAAUUGGCUAAUAUUUACUGGAAUGACGUUCAAAACGAGAUUUAUGUUUAUUCUAAGAAACCUGAAAUAUUUCAAUACAACAGGUCAAGACUAGUACCACUUUUUGACACUUUGAGAGAUGUAUUGUUAACCAUAGUCCCACAAAAAGAGUCCCCGAUGAUAAAUAAUGUAUUAGACACGGAAUUGAACAUUCAAGAACUACUAAAAGGUUCUUUAAUAAUGUCUAACCUGUCAGGCUGGUUGGCUGAUUUAUUUAAACACCAUUGUGCUCCCAUGAGAGAUCCAUGGGUAGACAAGAUGAGUAAUAAAUUCAAAGAAGCUGAAAGGGACUUUUCUUUAACAAGAUUAAUAGAAGGGUUAAGAUUAGUUUUCCAAAUUUUGGAAACAAUGAAACUGGAUAUUGCCAAUCAUCAAAUAAGAAUACUAAGGCCAGCUUUAUUAAGUAAUGCUGUAGAAUUUGAGAAACAGUAUUUCAACACUCUUAUAGCUUCCAAAAGAGUUAACUUAAAUACAUCCUUACUUUGGUUUGAUAAAAAGUUCAACGAUAAUGUUUCCAUGGGUCUUGUUAGAAAUGCAAAUUCCAUCACUAUCCCUGACGUCUACAAUAUUUGCAUUAGAAGUAUUAUCAACCUAUUAUCAUGUAGAAAAAUGGUCAGAGAGUACCCAACUCCGCUUUCUUUUGAUCAUGCAAGAUUAAUUCUUUUGCGUGCUGAUAUUCGUCAAAUUGUCUGUAUUCUGGUUUGCCGUUUGCUUUUCCAACAAUUAGUAGCUAACGAUCCUUCAAUGGAUAAAGUUACAAAAGAAUAUGUCAUCCAUACAUACACGACUAAGAGAUUGAAGAAUGAAAUUAUCAGUAUUAUAACAGAUGAACACGGUAAUUGCAGAUGGACAAAGAACACAAUGUCUAUAGCUGUUCAUCUUUGUAAAAUUAUCGAUGAUCUUCACAAAGAGUAUGAUAACAACAACAAUGGUAGUUGUGAAAGAAUCACGAAACGGCAAUUGCCUUCAUUGGACAACGGAAAAAUCACAUUUGCUAAAUCAUGGUUAUCUAAACAAACUCAACCCCUCAGUGAAGUUUAUGGUGUGCUAGAAAAUAGAGUAUUCAAAUCGCUAGAGGACGCCAUUUUGAACAGAUCUGAGUGCACAAUUGAUGGACGUGUUAAACAAGACUUCGUAUAUCUAUACAAUACAAACAAUGGAAACGUGGGUGGCACAAACAACCUGACUAACAAUUCAGAUACUGCUAGCGUCAAAAUCAGCCCGUCUUUAAUGUCUCCUUCUAAAACCUCCGCCACGACACCAACUAGUAAUACGGCAGCGUCUAGGAGUUUGUUCGCAGCAACAGAGCUGGAAGAAUUUGAUAACGUCUAUCGCCAUUUAUAUGCAUUAAUAAACCUUCAUUGGUCCGUAUUUGGUCCACAUUACAUCGAAAUGUUAGGAGAUAAAGUUAAUAAAAAAGGAAUAUAA